UUUAUGUCUAUAUAUAAGAGAGUUCAAAGUCAUUAUGUUUUGUUUCAGAGUGGUGCUUCAUGUUACCACUUUUGACUAGUGCCAUGGAAAUAUUUGGUUUGAAUUUGACAUGGGGAGAAAAAUGCAUCCUGGUUUGUCCAUUCUUUAAACAUUACGUUUUUAUAAUAAUCCACCUAAAUCAAAUCUGUCGUGCUGAAAAUGUCUUGCGUUCAUCCAUUACAUGUAUGAAAAGGCCAAGUGCACCAAGAACGUGGGAAUUGUUGUGAAAUAUGGUACCGGUUAUGGUACCUCGCUCAGGAAGAUGGUGGAAAAGAUUGAGAUCAGCCAGCAUGGCAAGUACGCCUGCUCCUUCUGUGGCAAGACUAGGAUGAUGAAAAAGGUUCUUGGCCUCAGGCACUUUGAGUCCUGCAUGAAAACUUUUGAUGGAGGUGUCUGGACAUACAACAUCACAUUGGCUGUCAUAGUUAAGUCUGCCAUCAAGAGACUGAAGGAGAUGAAGGGCUUUAUUUUUGUACAGAAUAAAACCACCAUGUCUUGGAUUUUGCAUUUUCUGCAUGGCUCAUUGGAACAUCCCACAAUAAAUUAAUUAUUGAGCUAGACAUCAACAACAAAAACCACAAAUUUUUGUCAUU
This is a messenger RNA of Ictalurus furcatus (blue catfish), 632 nucleotides long. RefSeq names its product 60S ribosomal protein L37a-like. Lineage: Eukaryota; Metazoa; Chordata; Actinopteri; Siluriformes; Ictaluridae. The record is from RefSeq and is a predicted model, not a curated record. Gene Ontology annotation, biological process: translation. Gene Ontology annotation, cellular component: ribosome. The transcript has a single exon. Bases 221 to 586 code for a protein of 121 amino acids. Gene Ontology annotation, molecular function: structural constituent of ribosome.